Calliphora vicina (urban bluebottle blowfly) is the source of this 1517-nucleotide messenger RNA. It is a transcript of the gene Nsun5, whose product is annotated as Nop2/Sun-like domain containing protein 5. Gene Ontology annotation, cellular component: nucleolus. Gene Ontology annotation, molecular function: RNA methyltransferase activity. The transcript has 4 exons. The coding region runs from base 62 to 1390 and encodes 442 amino acids. Gene Ontology annotation, biological process: rRNA base methylation. The record is from RefSeq and is a predicted model, not a curated record. NCBI's taxonomy places the organism in Eukaryota, Metazoa, Arthropoda, Insecta, Diptera, Calliphoridae.
AUUCGUGAACAGCUGCAGUAGAAGAAUAAACACGAUAAUUAACAAAUAAUAAAAAAAAAUAAUGUCAGGUUUCCAGCAUUCGGUAAAAGUGCCCACACAAUACAGGAAGGUUGCAGCCAUAUUAAAAACUGCCUUGGAAAAUCGUCAGAAAUCUUUAAAAACAUUAAUUUAUGAAGAAAAACAUGCUCGCAUUGGUAGUAUGCAGGCUGUGCUGAAACAGUAUAUAGAUAAUCGUGGAGCCAUAGAUGCUGCUAUAGAACAAACAAAAAUUUUAGAAGAAAAUCCCCGUCUAAGUCCAGCAUUGUGUAGAAUUCUGGUAACUGAAUUGAUAUUUGGACGCAAAACAUUAAACGGCGAAUCGAAGCCAGUACAAACUGUACGCGAAUAUCGUGAUCGCUUAGUGGAAGCAUUGGGCGGUGAAGCUAACGCAACGGAUAGUGUUGCGACAAAGAAAAAAGAUCUUAAGCCUCGUUAUGUUCGAGUCAAUACGAAUUUACUUAGCAUGGAGGAAGCUGAUACCAUGUUGGCCAGGGAAGAGUUUCGUAAAAAGGAACUUCCUCCUUUCGAGAAUUACGAAGAUUUCUUGAAGGCCGUACAGGAUUUGGCUGAAGAUGAAUACAUGUUGGAUAUGCAUGUCGAUAAUUUAUUGAUAUUUAAUCCGAAAAACAAGCAUUAUUUGGCCUGUCAUCAAUUUACCAGCGAGAGGAAGUUUAUGCUACAAGAUAAGGGCACCUGUUUGGUAGCAGAACUUUUACGCCCGCCAGUCGGAUCUACGGUUUUGGACAUGUGCGCUGCCCCGGGCAUGAAAACUAUACACACCUGUAAUGUUUUACAAAAUCAAGGCACCAUCUAUUCCGUUGAACAAAGUCCUGAACGUUAUCGUAUUCUUUGCAAUAUGACCGAAGCAGCUGGCUGUAAAAUUGUUCAACCCAUUAAGGGCGAUGCACUCACCGUAACACCCGAACAAUGUCCCGGUGUUGAGUACAUACUAGUGGAUCCCUCGUGCACCGGUUCGGGUAUACAGAAUCGUUUGUCUCUGGAACCUGAAGAAAAAUGUCCCGAACGUCUUAAGAAAUUGGCGGGUUUGCAAAUCAAAAUGCUCUCCUAUGCCAUGUCUACAUUUCCGGAUGUUAAGCGUAUUGCUUAUUCGACCUGUUCACUGUACGAGGAAGAAAACGAACAAGUUGUCCAGAAAUGUUUACUAUUGAAUCCGAACUUUAAGUUGCUGAGUGGCAAAAAGGCUUUACGCAACAAAUGGCGUAAUGUUGGCAGUUCAGAUUACAAGAAAAUUGGUAAAAAUUGCAUUUAUACACGACCGGAAGACGAUUUAGCAGACGGUAUUUUUAUAGCUAUAUUUGAGAAAUGUAGCAGCAACAUAGGAGAUGAAUAAAAAACCUGUUGAAAUUUUGUCGAUUUAAUGUUUAAGAUUUUUGUAUGUAUAAUUAUUUUACAAAUACAUACAUACAUUUAUGUAUAAAGAUUUAUUGUAAAAUAAACAAAUCUAUGAAAAUUGGUAA